AUGGCGAAGUUGCCACCGUCGCUGCCGCAGGUGCGAGAAAGAGCCUCUUUUUGGAGCGCCUCGUCGUCCUUGCCCCUUGAAAUUCCGGACGAAAAUUCUGUGUGCCCGGAGGCUUUGGAGGUGAGCCGGCUGCUCUGCGGCCUGCAGCGGAGUUUGGUGCCAGGUGCUGACAGCAGCGUGGACUUCCUCUGCAACAAGUUCUCUGAGCUGAUUGAAAGGCUCAAGAGGGCCGAGGCUGGCGAGAAGUCGGAGAUUCAAAACUGCCUGGACUUGGAGGAGACCUUGCGAUCCGAAGAGCAGACGUCGGAUGCAGAGAGGAGGCGGCUGGAAGUUGCGACGAUCUCCGCUCGGGAGGAGACUCGGAAAGUGGAGUCCCAGGUGGCAGAGUCUCACGAGCAGCUGGGCAGCUCCCGGGAGCAGCUGGCAGCGCUGCGCGCCGAGACGGAGGCCCUCGCUGAGAAGAAGAAGGUGCUCGAAGAGCUUUGUCGAAAGGAGCGAGCAAAGGCUUGCGAAGCUCAGGGCCGGCUGCGACGGCAGCAGCUGCUUCGGCCGCAAGCCGCAGAAGAUGCUCGGCGGCUGGGGGCUCAGCUGCAGUCGCUGAACCUUCGCUGUGCAGCCGUUGUCGCAGAGAUU
Molecule: messenger RNA, 633 nt
Organism: Symbiodinium necroappetens
Lineage: Eukaryota; Dinophyceae; Suessiales; Symbiodiniaceae
Source: the annotation of a GenBank genome assembly